Messenger RNA from Rhagoletis pomonella (apple maggot), 3131 nucleotides. RefSeq lists its product as uncharacterized. The coding region runs from base 443 to 2284 and encodes 613 amino acids. The transcript is spliced from 2 exons. The record is from RefSeq and is a predicted model, not a curated record. Lineage: Eukaryota; Metazoa; Arthropoda; Insecta; Diptera; Tephritidae.
GGCAAUGGGCAUCGCUGCUUACACCGCUGUGGCAAGGUAGGCUUGUUCCUAUGGCUGCAGUGGUGCAAGCAGGCGGGGCCUAGCCAAGGCCGAGGUAUAAACUCCCCUGCCUCAUCUAGGUCUAGUGGUAGGCCGUACGGGCUCGUCCGAGGGGGGCUGGGGUGGGCAUACUUAGGCUAUUUCUAGGGGGUACCUGGCGGUAGGUAUAAAACGCCCCCCUAAUCCAGGGUGUCAUGCGUCACCGUGCCCAUUGGAUGGUUUGCAGUCAGGGGGUUUUCCGACUGUAUUCUAACGGCGCCUCCCGGAUACCUGUCCGCCUCCGGGAGUAACGGUGGACUUACCUCAGCAUGGGGCUCUGCUGAGGCCGACCGUUUUUCCCCUUACCCAUAUAUUCGGUCGCCGAACGGUUUCGGCUCAGUAGGCGACCAACGAACCAGAAAUAAUGAACUCGAAAAAUGUAGCCCCGGAUCCCUGUACGGGUAAAAAUGCCGCCGACGGACACGGCGUUAAAGUCUGUCUAAAAACGACAUCUUCGGUAGCCGCUGGAGCGGUCCCGAAGGAGCCUAAACGGCUAACAGUACUAAAUGUUGCGCCCGGCGUCAGUAGCAACAAACCCCUGGUGGGUAGUGGUCAACUGGCGUCUGGGUUGCAAGCGGAGCCUGCACGGCCAAUUGACCUCUCGUGCCAGUCGUCCACAUCUCUGGAAGCUGCGAGUACACCCCUUGAGGGCAGCUCCAAAGCGGCGCCGGGAGAAGGCGAUACUGGCACCCGGAAGUCCUGCACGGACAGCACCACCGACCGCAAGCCCCUUGAGGGUAAGAAGUCGGAUCAACGCAAAGGCGUCCCAGGUCCCAGUGGUUCGAGGACCAAAAAAGAAGUCCGACCAGCAGUCAGGGCGAAGAGGGACAGAAGAGCCGCUUCUAGACUACUGAGGAAGUUCGGCAAUGACCCGGUUCCCGAGAGUAUGAGGGAAGUGGUUGAGAGGGCGAGGGGCGUUCUCUCCGAAAGUCGUGAGCGACCUCAGGAAGGAAAUGCCGCCAACAAACCUGCACCCACUCACUCUCGUCCUAGGGAGCUGGGCAGCAAAAGGCAACGGUCAGCAGACAACGUGGAUGCUGCUCCUAAGAGGCCCAAAACCUCUAACGCUAACAGCCCUCUUAACCCUCCAAGGGGUCUGAGGGCUUUCAGUGAUGUGGCCAAGGACCACUUGAUCCUGGCGGUUAUGGAUAGGGGGCACCCGGAAGGAAACCUGACGGCCGACAACUGGAGGUCCGUCCUGGUGGGUCUCUGCCGGGUGUACAAGGAGAUUCUCCGGAAAAAUCCUGGCCCUGCGCCAACUGUCCGCGAUGCUGGUCUCUACCAAGGCCGCAUCAAAUUAGUUUCCUGCGCUGAUGAACGGUCGGCGCGACUUUAUAAGGAAGCAAUUUCUUCUCUUGGGGAACUGUGGCCCAGCGCUGACUUGGUGGCAGUGCACAGGGAUGAAAUCCCUUGUAAGCCGCGAGCCAGAGCCUGGGUCCCAGAGGAACCCUCGAGUCCUGAGGAGAUUCUGGAUAUCAUCCAGGUCUCAAAUGAUGCACUACCAGCCCUUGAUUGGAAAGUAGUGAAGGUCAGCGAGGUUAGGGAGCAGCAACGUUACAUCACCUUGGUGAUAAACGAGGAGUCUCUCCCGAUCCUUGCUGACUGCAAGGGAGUAAUUAGCUACGGCUUUUACUCCAUUACCCUCAAAACCCAAAAAGGGAAUGAGGGUAAAAUGAUAGAGCCGGGGAACACCGAGGGUGAACCCGAGGCUGGCAAUCUUCCGCCUAAAGGCGGCCCUAUAUCUGGAGCAGAAAACGCCUUGAGCGGUCCUGCUUCUAACCAAGAGGUCCAGGAGGUUCUCGAGGCCACUUGCCCGGUGGUGAGGUCAGACUCGGCAGCGGAAACAGAUAGCGAUACGCAAUCUGUUUCUGGUGACGGAUCGGUACUUAACCGGUGGACGAGGGAGUUCGGGAACCUGCUUCUGACGUCGGACUCAGAGGACGCCGAUGAUACCAUCGUUGAGGCGUUCGAUAGAACCCCGCCAGAAGUGAUGGACGGGGACGAUAUUUAUAAGCUGUGGAUGAAGGUUCUACAAAUAAACCUUCAUCACUCUAAAGCAGCUUCUGCAGCUCUGCUCCUGCACCUCAGUGAUAGAGGGGAGGAGCUAGUUUUUGUCCAGGAGCCCUGGGUUGUUAAGCACAGGGUUUGUGGACUUAAUUCUGAUGCUUACCGCAUAGUGUCGGCACCUGUGGCAGUUCAGCGAUGAAGAUACGGUGAGCAUCUCUGUGGAAAGCCAAUCCACAACACUCUGGCUGGUCAGUACAUACAUGGCCUACGAUCGCCAAGACUGCCCUCCCGCUCGGUUACUGGACGUGGUGAAAGAGGCCAACUCGAGGAAGUUUCCCAUAGUCAUAGGAGCCGAUGCAAAUGCGCAUCACGCGGUAUGGGGAUCUACCGACAUCAACCCGAGGGGUGAGUUGUUACUUGAUUUUAUAUUAUUAUAUAAUCUAGCCAUCUGUAAUAUUGGGGAUAAACCCACUUUUGUAACCUCAAAUAGGAAGGAGGUAUUAGAUAUUACCUUAUCGUCUAGCGCUUUCUUUGAGAGUAUUAGGGAGUGGAAGGUACUGAGCGACCAUUCAUUCUCUGAUCACAUGUAUCUCUCAUUUGUAAUCUCCUUUGAACUUCCGGCCUCGGCCGCUUACAGAAACAAGAGACGUACUGACUGGACUAAGUUUAGGAAAGUACUCUCGGGGAAUUUGCUCAACAAGGCUUCUCUCAGUAAGCUAGGCUUACUGUCCCCACCUGAUGAAGCGGAGCUUUCUCUCGCAAACCUUGCUUCUCUCGGUGAGUUAGGCUCAUCGGAACAAAUUGAAGAAGCCGUUGAUUGCAUUACCGAAGCCUGUAAUUCGGCCUUAUCUGCUUCCUGCCCACUUGUACUUCCGAGAGGAAAGAAGAAGCCACACUGGUGGAGCAAAGAAAUCGCCUCUCUAAGGAAGGAAAGCAGGAUACUCUUUAAUGCGGCAAAGCGCGAUGGUUCUUGGGCUGCAUAUAAGGCAGCCCUGAAGAAAUUUAAAAAUGCCACCAGGAAAGCCCAAAGGGACUCCUGGAAGGAU